AUGAUGCUCCCUUCCGAGGUCCUGAUCCUUUCAAUAUUGGCCGCAAGCUCCGCAGCCCACUUUUCACCGGUCCUGCAAGAUAUUCGUUCUGACUUGCAGUCUUCAAGCGAUGUGAACUGGGCACAAAUCCGUCUACCCGGUGGCACAAAGCUACCGAUGCCGCGUGAUGGCUACCAGUGCUACAUCAGCAGCUACCCUAGUCCUAACGAGUGGCUAUCGUGGAACCACCUAUGGGACCUGAAUCGAGAGCAAGUGCUAUCCAGUAAUGGAGGCGACACCUAUAUUCAACAUUACGUCRAAGAAGGGAUCCUCCAGGUUGCGAGGGAGAGCGAAGUCGAUCCACGGCUGGUCCUUGCGGUUGUCAUGCAGGAGACAAAAGGCAAAGCCGGUGGUGAGUGCGAGGAAGAUCAAAACUGUGGCAUCAUUCGAGGAGGGCGGAGCUUUGAUGAUCAGAGGCCGAAGGAAUCGAUUUUGAGGAUGUUGCGCGAGGGUGUCAAAGGAGCUUCAGGUCGACCCGGAUUGGCAGAUCGCUUGGAGAGGAGUUAUUCACCUUAUACUGCGAUGUGGAGGUAUCAUCAGGACCGCAAAUCUAUUGAAAGUCCAGCGAGUGAGAUGCGGUACGUCAGUAAUGUUGCCAACAGGCUGUCAGGUUGGAAUGGCAGGGGGAAGGGCUUCGAAGCAUGCGGCCGACAUUAG
Messenger RNA from Ramularia collo-cygni, 696 nucleotides. RefSeq lists its product as uncharacterized. NCBI's taxonomy places the organism in Eukaryota, Fungi, Ascomycota, Dothideomycetes, Mycosphaerellales, Mycosphaerellaceae. The record is from RefSeq and is a predicted model, not a curated record. The coding region runs from base 1 to 696 and encodes 231 amino acids. The transcript has a single exon.